Messenger RNA from Platichthys flesus (European flounder), 1415 nucleotides. It is a transcript of the gene myl9b, whose product is annotated as myosin, light chain 9b, regulatory. Bases 155 to 676 code for a protein of 173 amino acids. The record is from RefSeq and is a predicted model, not a curated record. Gene Ontology annotation, biological process: myofibril assembly; platelet aggregation. Lineage: Eukaryota; Metazoa; Chordata; Actinopteri; Pleuronectiformes; Pleuronectidae. Gene Ontology annotation, cellular component: myofibril; stress fiber; cytoplasm. Gene Ontology annotation, molecular function: calcium ion binding. The transcript has 4 exons.
GGGGAGUAUCCCACCAGGAGUCUGAUUCUUUAAACAAACUUUUCAGUAGGACUGGCUGCUUCCCUUCCUCUGCUGUGUGCGACCCAGACAAAAGGAGUUAGAAGGACUCCCAAGUACUUGUACCUGAAGCCAAGGCCCGGAUCCAGCCGCCACCAUGUCGAGCAAGCGCGCCAAGGGAAAGACCACCAAGAAGCGCCCCCAGAGGGCCACCUCAAACGUGUUCGCCAUGUUCGACCAGUCUCAGAUCCAGGAGUUCAAAGAGGCGUUCAACAUGAUCGACCAGAACAGAGACGGGUUCAUUGACAAGGAGGAUCUGCACGACAUGCUGGCCUCUCUGGGUAAGAACCCCUCUGAUGAAUACCUGGAGGGGAUGAUGAGCGAAGCACCAGGACCAAUCAACUUCACCAUGUUCCUCACCAUGUUUGGAGAGAGGCUCAAUGGAACCGACCCCGAGGACGUCAUCCGCAACGCCUUCGCCUGCUUCGAUGAGGAGGGAUCUGGGGUGAUCCAUGAAGACCAUCUGAGAGAGCUGCUGACCACCAUGGGUGACCGCUUCACAGAUGAAGAGGUGGACGAGCUGUUCCGCGAAGCCCCCAUCGACAAGAAGGGCAACUUCAACUACGCAGAGUUCACCCGCAUCCUGAAACACGGGGCCAAAGACAAGGAUGACGAGUAGAGGAGAGGCAACGACUGCCUCCGGCCCCCGCACACAGACACACACACACACACCACAAGCCAAUCCCCAGCUCCUACCUUUGACCACCCUGUAGGUUUUAGCGAAAUUGAAUAGGAAAGCAUGUAGGAACAUAAAUGUCAGAAGUUAAAUGUUUACAGGUUUCUCAAAGGUAGGAAUGUGGGAAUCAUAUAUUUUGCAAUACAUCACUUUUCAAUUUUUAAUCGUCAUUGAAGGGUUUAACCAUGAAGGAGAGGUAUAUCGCAGCAUAUGUUACUCGACUGCAGCUUCAUCCACUUUGACUGCAGCUCUCCGACCUGUUGGAGGGAGCGUGGUCGGACGGUCAGUGUGUGCGGGGGCUGCUUGGACUGCCGGAUUCAGUGCUACAUCCAGUACCAGCCAUGUUUACCUCUUCCUGCCAAUUAGCUACCACACCUGUACAAGCACGGCAUCAAAAUCUCCUUUUCUGUUACAAGUGUGUCCCUGUAUGUUGGAAAUGGAUAAAGUGAUUCUUAUAUUUGUGUUUAUAAUUUUUUUUGACAAUCAAAAGUGGCAAGUACGACCACUUGAAGAAAUGGUUGCUAGAGCUUUUAGUCUAAACUCAUAUGUCUCUCUCCCAUCAGCUGGUUGUGUGUAUUGGUUGAAGGAUCAGGUAUGUCUGUACUGUUAGAUGGAAUUCAGUCUUAAUAUUGCUCAGACUAAUAAAGUAAGUUUGUUAAUGCCAUUGACCGCAAAAAGUGAA